Medicago truncatula (barrel medic) is the source of this 3551-nucleotide messenger RNA. Its product is annotated as ethylene-overproduction protein 1. The transcript is spliced from 4 exons. Gene Ontology annotation, biological process: negative regulation of ethylene-activated signaling pathway. Gene Ontology annotation, molecular function: protein binding. The record is from RefSeq and is a predicted model, not a curated record. Bases 182 to 3013 code for a protein of 943 amino acids. Lineage: Eukaryota; Viridiplantae; Streptophyta; Magnoliopsida; Fabales; Fabaceae.
UUAUGUUCAUCCACUUUUGCUCUAUCUCUCAAUCCAAUUUUUCAAUUUCCAUUUCCACAACCUUAAAAUCUAAAACCUUGAAUCAUUCUCAAACCACCACCGUUAAUUUUCCACUUUUAGUGGAACCAAAAAACCCAAAAAAACAACCAAAAAAAACACACAACAAUUUUUCCCUCCGAAGAUGCAGCACAACAUCCUCACCUCGAUCCGAAGCACGAAAAUCACGGAUGGUUGUAAAAGCAAUCAAAUCUACGCUCUCAACAACUCCGCCGCCGCCAAUUCUCCGAUCAACGCCGUCGUCGGCGGUGGCGAUUCCAUCGGAGAAAAACUCUUCCAUCAUUUACUAGACCGCUCCAAAACCUCCGGUCGAACCAAACCGGUUGGACCCAAAACAGCCACACUGGAAGCUCUUCUUCCUUGUGGCCUUCCUUCGUCGGAGCUUCUAGAACCUUCGAUUGAGCCUUGUUUGAAGCCGUUUGAUUUGGUUCAAACCCUCGCCGGCGUGCGUCGCCGGAUCGAGGGUGAGGGUGGGAAAUUUGAAGCUUUUUUGGAACAGUGUUUGGUUUUUAAGGGGUUUUUUGAUAGUAAAUUGUUCCGACGGAGUUUGCGAUCGGCGCGGCAACAUGCUGUUGAUGUGCAUGUGAAGGUUGUGUUGGCUGCUUGGUUGAGAUAUGAGAGGAGAGAUGAUGAGCUUGUUGGAUCUUCUGCAAUGGAUUGUUGUGGAAGAAAGGUUGAAUGUCCUAAGGCUAGUUUGGUUUCAGGGUAUGAUACUGAACCUGGUUUUGAUUAUUGUUCGUGUUCGCGAAAAAAUAAUAUUAUUGUUGAUAAUGUUGAUGUGGAAUGUGAAUGCUCAACUUCUUAUGAAGAUGGUGAUUGCCAUGAUAUGUCUUUUUGUAUAGGUGAUAGUGAAAUUAGGUGUAGUAGGUAUUUUAUGGCGUCGCUUUCGAGGCCUUUUAUGACAAUGUUGUAUGGUGGAUUUGUUGAGUCUAGGAGGGAGAAGAUAAUUUUUUCUCUUAAUGAUUUUUCUGUUGAGGUGAUGAGGGCGGUUGAGGUUUUUAGUAGAACCAAGAGGUUGAGUCAGUUUGGGAAUGAUCUUGUGCUAGGGAUGCUUUCUUUUGCGAAUAGGUUUUGUUGUACGGAUAUGAAAGCUGCUUGUGAUGCUCAUUUGGCUGCUUUGGUGUUGGAUAUGGAUGAUGCGUUGUUGUUGAUUGAGUACGGAUUGGAGGAGAUGGCGUAUUUGCUAGUGGCAGCUUGCUUGCAGGUGUUUCUUAGAGAGCUCCCUAGCUCGAUGCAACGUUUGAGUGUUAUGAGAUUGUUUUGUAGUGUAGAGGGUAGAGAUAGAUUGGCAGCAGUAGGGCAUGUGUCAUUUUCGUUGUAUUGUUUUUUGAGUCAGGUUGCGAUGGAGGAAGAUAUGAAAUCUAACAUGACAGUGAUGCUCUUAGAGAGGUUAGGAGAAUGUGCGGAGAAUGGUUGGCAGAAGCAACUUGCAUAUCACCAAUUAGGUGUUGUGAUGUUUGAGAGAAAAGAAUACAAAGAUGCACAAAAUUGGUUUGAGGCUGCUCUUAAGGAAGGACAUAUUUAUUCUUCAGUGGGUGUUGCGAGGGCCAAAUAUAAGCGUGGUCACACAUAUUCAUCAUACAAGAUGAUAAACUCCCUUAUUUCUGAUCUUAAACCUGUUGGUUGGAUGUAUCAGGAAAGGUCUUUGUAUUGCAUCGGGAAGGAAAAAGCAAUGGAUUUGAUCUCUGCAACUGAGUUAGACCCAACUCUUUCUUUUCCAUAUAAACACCGGGCUGUUUUUUUCUUGGAGGAGAAUAAGAUUGGAGCUGCCAUUUCUGAAAUCAAUAAAAUAAUUGGUUUCAAGAUUUCUCCUGAUUGCCUUGAAUUGAGAGCUUGGUUCUUGAUUGCCAUGAAGGAUUAUGAACGGGCCCUUAGGGAUGUCAGGGCAAUUUUGACAUUGGAUCCAAAUUAUAUGAUGUUCUACGGGAAUAUGAAAGGCGAUCGCUUGGUAGAACUCCUUCGCCCUGUUGCUCAGAAGUGGAACCAGGCUGAUUGUUGGAUGCAACUGUAUGACAGAUGGUCUUCCGUUGACGAUAUUGGUUCUUUGGCUGUUGUUCACCAGAUGUUAGAAAAUAACCCGGGGAAAAGUAUUUUACGCUUUCGGCAAUCUUUACUUCUGUUACGGUUAAAUUCUCAAAAGGCAGCCAUGCGUAGUUUGCGUCUGGCCAGAAAUCAUUCUUCUUCAGCACAUGAAAGACUUGUCUAUGAAGGAUGGAUAUUGUAUGACACUGGUCAUCGUGAAGAAGCUAUAGCAAAGGCUGAGGAGUCGAUUUCUAUUCAAAGGUCAUUUGAAGCUUUCUUUCUCAAAGCCUAUGCAUUAGCUGACUCGUGUAUUGAUUCAGAGUCUUCAAAGAGUGUGAUUGAUCUCUUGGAGGAAGCUCUUAAAUGUCCUUCGGAUGGUCUUCGGAAGGGACAGGCACUCAAUAAUUUAGGGAGUAUAUAUGUAGAUUGCGAUCAGCUAGACCUUGCUGCUGACUGCUACAAGCAUGCACUUAACAUCAAGCAUACACGAGCACAUCAGGGGUUGGCACGUGUAUAUCAUCUUCAACGUCAGCCCAAAGCGGCAUAUGAUGAGAUGUCAAAGCUGAUAGAAAAGGCCCAAAAUAAUGCAUCAGCUUAUGAGAAACGUUCAGAAUAUUGCGAUCGUGAGCUGGCAAAGAACGAUCUUAGUUUGGCAACACAGUUGGAUCCUCUAAGGACAUAUCCGUACAGAUAUAGGGCGGCAGUGUUAAUGGACGAUCAUAAGGAAACUGAAGCAAUUGCAGAGCUUUCAAGGGCCAUCAACUUUAAGCCAGAACUGCAGCUGUUACAUCUUCGAGCGGCAUUUUAUGAAUCAAUGGAUGAUUACGUUUCUACUGUCCAAGACUGUGAAGCAGCCCUUUGUCUUGAUCCUAGCCAUGCUGAGGUGUUAGAAAUUUGUAAUAGAGCCCGGCAAAAAAUUAUUGAUGGAAAGUGAGAGAAUCAGAAGUCAACAAUCAUGUUUUCUGUGUUCCUUUUGGGGACCGAUUAAAUCAUGCAAACCAAUACUUCUUCACGCCUAAUGACCCGUUGGUGCUUGCUGUCACGAGGAAAGGUGUUGUCUGUAUCUUUUACACUGACCUUCAGGAUGUUGAAUCACAGGAGGGAAAAGGUGAGUUAGAAUGAUAAUCUGGAUCGAAACUAAUGAAGUAGAAGAGUAGAGUAGCUUGUAAAUAUAUGUAAUGGAUUAUGGUUCUGUCAGCUUAUGGCGUAAGUAGUGCAGUGCAGUGCUGAUGCUACUGGUAUUCUCCAAUCUGCCAUGGCAGUAAGAAUGGUGACAAAGUUACCACAGUUUUAGAGUAAACUUGUACAUGAUAGUCAAUUUGUUGUGCAACAGUUUUAGAUAUUUACAAAUAUAUUAUUGGUCAAGCAAUUGCCAAUGUAAGUUGUGUUGUAAUAUUUUCACUCUCAAUUUGUUGUAUAAAUACACAAUUUUUCCUUUCAAUCGCCAAUGUACAUUCGACGAUUUCUCCAAA